AUGCUACAAGGUGAUGUACUAUCUGAAGUUUAGCUUGCAAUUCCUUGCAUUCAGCUUAAAUCAUAAUCUGUUAGAUUGACAGCCAAUAUGUAAAAGUGUGAGAUUGAUUGCUUGGCUUCUUAUGAGCUCACAAUUGGAUUUUCUGAUUCAAAGGAUAAAUAGGUUGACCUUAAUUAAACAAUGGAAUUCAUUCUAUAUGGACGUCAAUAUGAAAUAAAAAAUAUUACUUACAUUCCUUCUGUGAAAUAUCCUUAAGUACUCAAGUUGGUGAAGUAAUAAUAUAAUUCGAACGAAAAAUAAUCGAAUCUCUUGAAAUCGUAGAAGCCUUUUAAAUCGCCAUGCUCUUAUAUGACAAUGAACGCACUUCUGAACAAAAUUUAGGAUGAUUGUUAAUAAAUUACUCUAUUAUUUUAAUUUGCUCCAGAGAAAUUGGAAAGCUGUGAUUAUGACUUUGUUAAAUCGCUAGAAGACUAGAUUGUAUUUAAAUUGCAGAUAAGCUAUGUAAUAUCCAGACCUAUAUCUGGUUUGAGAUUUGUCAGUAAUUUGGACAAUAAAUUUUUGAUCACAGAAAAAGGGUUGCAUAAUUCGAGGAACUGGAUACCUACUCCUCAUCAUAAAUAAUAAAGAUAUCCUCCAUAUUGUCAUGAGGAAAAGGACUUAUUGCAUUACUCUAAGAUCAUAAUCACAGUUCCAUCCUCUUAUUAUGUUGUUGCUUCUGGACAGUUGUAAGAAAUAGUGGAGAUUGAUGGGAAUGAUUUAGUUGGAUAUGUGUUUAAUGUAAAUGAAUUCAUAAACCCUGACGAUUUGGGGAUAUUCAUAGGAGAGUUUUAACAUCAUUAUGCAAAUCAUGAUGAAUUCCGGUUAAAUAUUUUCCAUAUGAAUGAAAACAAAUCCUACUUAUUUGAAUCUGAAACUGCUCGGAAAAUAUUCGAGUCAGUUGAUAGAUUUUGGUUUAGAGAUGCUCUACUUUAAAAAGCCAGGAAUAUAUUAUCCAUUGGAUCUGGAGUCGAAUUUUUUAGAUCUCUGAAUGUGCUCAUCUUGCCUAAUGUACAAAAACAUGGAUAUCUUUCAUUUUACCCCUUUCGCAAUAUUUUAGUAUUCGAUGAAUCUCAACUUCCUGAGUCUCUACCUUGCAAACACACUUAAGAUGAAUUCUAUAGAUGUUUACACCUCUAAUUGAAUGCUCUGUCUCUCAAAUUUUUCUUGGCUCCCUCAGUAAAAUUGUCAGAUAGAUGGAUUGAGCUUGGUUUCACAUUCUAAUCUACUUGGACUGAGGAUUAUGCGCAAUUGCAUUAAAAGUUAUUAGAAUAAAUAAAGAAUGGUCAGGAUGUUAAAUUGGAUCAAACUUAAUUUGAAUAAAGAUUCUUGUUAGAAUCAUUAGAAUACCAAUUAAAAACUAGAAUGGUUAUAACUAUGCUUGCAAGAAUGACACACUAGCCAGAUGUUUUCAUAAAGGAGAUAUUAAAUAGAUUCUAUCAAGAUCUGAAAGGGAGUAUUCCUGCACCUUUAAGUACUGAUAAAAUAUUCAUGAGUAUGAAAAAGGUAUUCUCAGUAUCCAAAGGAAAAUCUUUCUUAAAAAUGUUUAUCAAGUCUGCGGGAGCUUGGCAUUUCAAGGUUUCAUAUGAUUAUGAAAGAGAUCAUAAACUAAAUCUGAAUAUCACUUAGUCUCCACUUAUAGGUCAUUGGGUACAUGUGUAUACUAAUAAUUAUAUACAAGGAGCCAAGGCACUGGACAUUAAAUCUGACAUUAUUUAUUAGUUUCUCCAAUUUUAAGAAAAGAUUAAGCAGACAUAAAAAUCAAUUUAAAAGGCUUUCAAAGAUUUUGAAGAGUAAUAAAAGGAAUAACCCUAUGAUUAGAGUAAGAAACCACAUUCAUCUUCAACAAUCAAAGAUUUUAAAAGAAGAGAUUAUUAAAUCUAAGCAAGUGGAUUAAUACCAGAAGAAUUGUCAAUGCCUUUACAUUUUUCAGGUUGGGUUCGUAUUUAAGUCUCAGAGACGAAUGAAUUGAAGCUUGAAAUCGAGAAUACUGAGAUAAAGAUACCUCCAAAGUUAUGGACUAAGAUAGACAUAAAUUGUACAUAAAAAUUAAAAAAAUACAAUAUUCCCAAGAGGCAUUUGGAAAUUAAUGCCUAAGCCUAUAUUUAAGAGGAACAAACUGGAAAGAUUGAAAUAGAAAAUGAUAAUAAUAAUCAAGUCAAAACUCCAAUGAUUCAUGGUAUUUUAGGAGAGGCUGUUCUGAAAUCAGGAGUGAAUAUUAAUACUGGAAGGGAAUAAACAAUUAAAUCAUACUCAGAAGAGAUAUAAAAAGAGCCUCCUUAAUGGAUCAAGUGGGAUCCAGUUGGUUUGACUGUUAAAGAGGUUGAAUAUUAAAUUCAAAAGGAACUUGUAGUAAUGUGUUAAGUAUUGAAAGAGAAGGACAUGAAUUAAAUAGCUUGUGUCUUAAGAAACAUUAAAAAAUUAGAAAUUCGAGAAAGAGUUGUCAGAACAAUUGUGUUGAUUAUUGAAAAUUCAUAUGCUCAUUUGGAGAGUAAUAUCAUUGUUUAAUUAUUGCAACUGCUUAGAGAAAUGGUUAAUAAGAGUUCAAUAAAAAGGUUGGAAGAAAAUUGUGAUUUUGAGGAUAUGGCAGAAUUACAAGCUUAUUUAAAAUUAGCCGAAAAAAUCACUUACAGGUUCUUCUUUAACUAAAAUGACAACAGUCUUAAGUAUUUGAAAUUCAACAAUUUUGAUGAUUACGAUGUAAUUGUAGCUCUUUUAAAAAAUCUUAGAAGGCUUAAUACUGCCUCAACGUUAGGAUUUCAUAAUGAACUAAUAGCAUUAUUGGUUAGCAUCCUUUAAGGCUAUGACAAUUCAUAAAAUUAAUAUGAUUGCAGUUACAUGAUAUCAAAACUUAUAAAAUUACUGUUGUUUACAAACUGCAAUCAAUCCAAAUUCUUGAUAAUGACCACCUUGAAGCAUGAGUUAAAGAAGGUUAUCUUUUUGAAUACAUCCAAGAAUUAUAUACUGAAGACCAUAAUAAUUCAUUACAAAAGAUUUACUGAUAUCAACUUUUCAGGAGAGAUGGAGAAAAAAAUAGAGGAGAUCUAUAAAAAAUAUGAUGAAGAGAUAUCCUCAAUCAUUAAACAUCAUCAGUCGAAUGUGUUAGUUAGAAUUGAUAACGGUUAUUUAGAACGAGCUUAUUAUAAGAAAUAUUUAUUAGAACAAUAUGAAAAAUAGAAGAAGGAGCCUUAUCACUUUAUAUUGGACCAAUUGUAUUAUUUAAGUAAGAAAAGAGUGAAGAAUGGGUCUACUACGAUAUAUUUCAAUGUGUUACUGCAAGAACUUCAAAUCUUUAUGGCUAAAAACUAUUAAAGAUUUGCCCAUGAAUUGUCUAGGGCUGACAUCAAUCCAGAAUUAGCUAAGACUUUGGCUCAUACUAACUUCGAGUGUAUAAUAUCUGGUCCAGCUCUUUUAAAUUAUAAUGUCUAAAGCAAUUUUGCAUCUAUUUACAGAAUUUUAUUCUAUUACUUCGCUCCUCUCAGAACUGAUGAAGUUCAUAAAGACAUUAAACAUCUACUAUACACUUUAACUAAUUUUACACCUGAUCAAUAAUGGUCUUAAGCUCAUUCUUCUUAAUUGGUGGAGGAAUAAUAAGAACUAACCAAGCGAACUUGUGGCUAGCAACCCAAGAAGAACAGACCUGUCAAUAGAAGCACAACCCAAGAUCUUAUUUAAUAAUUGGAGAGAUUUGCAAGAAAGUUUCCUAACAAAUUAUCAGAAAGAGAAAUUACUAAGUAGAUUUUAAAACAUUUAGGUACUUUACCUUAAAUUGGGUAACUAGAAGAAAAGGUUGGUGAAUUAUCACCAUCAUCAAAAUAAAUUUAUAGAAUUGAUUAAGUCAGGGCUUCUAUGAAAAGAAAGAAUCAACCUAUGAACAUAAUACUGGAUAAUGUAUUGUCAAUGUUUGAAUACUAUUAUAGAAAACAGUAAUUGAGUAAAAAUGAAUUAGAUGAUUAUUGUCAGAUGGUUAGAAAGUUCUUUGAUGAUGGAAAGAAAGUCUUAGAAAACUAUUCAAAAGCUAAUGUAGAUAAGAAGGUUUAAAAAAUGGUCAUAAAAAGCACCUCUUUAGAAACCAAAUUAGCUAACAAUACUUAUAUUGAUGAAAUCAUUGAAUGA
Messenger RNA from Paramecium tetraurelia, 4152 nucleotides. RefSeq lists its product as uncharacterized. The record is from RefSeq and is a predicted model, not a curated record. NCBI's taxonomy places the organism in Eukaryota, Ciliophora, Oligohymenophorea, Peniculida, Parameciidae. The transcript has 2 exons.